This is a messenger RNA of Xiphias gladius (swordfish), 8142 nucleotides long. RefSeq names its product zonadhesin, like (gene zanl). Gene Ontology annotation, molecular function: protein binding; calcium ion binding. The transcript has 48 exons. NCBI's taxonomy places the organism in Eukaryota, Metazoa, Chordata, Actinopteri, Istiophoriformes, Xiphiidae. The coding region runs from base 1 to 8142 and encodes 2713 amino acids. Gene Ontology annotation, cellular component: membrane. The record is from RefSeq and is a predicted model, not a curated record.
AUGACCUCCUGUGACUUUAACCAGGAAAGUGACCCAUUCUGCAGGUUUAGCCAGGACAUCACAGACAACAGUGAUUGGACUCGACAUAAAGGUCCAACCCCAACACCUGGCACUGGCCCUAGUGGAGACUACCCUGAUGGAGGGGGAUUCUACAUCUACCAUGAGUGUGACAAUGUGUCUAAUAGGCAGAAAGCUCGUCUGCUGAGCCCUGCUCUCUCAUCAUUAUCCUCUCAGAUCUGUGUCCAAUUUCGAUACUACAUGUACGGCUCAGAUAAUCAGAAUGCAUUGAGGGUUCUGGCCAAGAGGCCCACUGGCGAGGAAGAGGUAUGGAAGAAGACUGGAAUCCAGAGUCCAUCCUGGCUGAAGAGCUCCAUCACCUUGUCCAAACCCAGCAGUCAGAGCGUCACUAUCGUUUUUGAGGCGCAGAGAGGCUUGACUGCUUCCUGUGACUCAGCUCUGGACAACAUUGUCAUUACUGAAGGAGCAUGUCCCUCUUGCAUUUCUGGCUGUGAUUUUGACACUCUUGGUGACCUGUGUGGGUGGAUGACUGAACCUGAGAAUCCUGAUGUGUUAGUCUUUAGUCAGUGGAUUGGGCCAACAGACACUGAAGGCAGCGGACCUGAUGAUGACUUCUCCAAACCUGGAUUGGGUGCCUACAUGUUGUUGGAUUCUUUCGAAGCUGUCCCUGGAUUCAGUGCUCAUAUCAGAAGUCCUCUAUUAACCCCCUCCUCUGGCUGUCUGGACCUCAACUUCUACUACUACCUGUAUGGCACCAGCACCACCAUGGAGCUCAGUGUCCACACCAUUACCACAGGUGGAAGCUUUGGACCUACUCUUUUCACUGUCAGGGGGAACCAGGGUCAAGGUUGGAAGCCUGCAGAGGUCCGUUACGUGGGAACUGCUGCUAUUCAGUUUGUGAUUGUGGGUACCUAUGGAGAAACUCCUCAGACAGAUAUUGCUGUUGAUGCUGUGUGUGUCAUGGCCUGCACAGCAACAACUCCAGGACCAACUACACCUAAACCAACAACUCCGGGAACAACAACACCAAAACCAACAACUGCUGGACCAACUACAUUAAAACCAACAACUCCUGGGCCAACAACGCCAACAACCACAACUCCUUGGCCAACAACACCGAAACCAACAACUCACAAACCAACAACACCAAAACCAACAACUCCCAAACUGACUACACCAAAACCAACAACUCCUGGGCCAACAACGCCAACACCAAUAACUCCUGGGCCAACAACACAGAAACCAACAACUCACAAACCAACAACACCAAAACCAACAACUCCCAAACUGACUACGCCAAAACCAACGAAUCCUGGGCCAACAACACCAAAACCAACAACUCCAGGACCAACUACACCAAAACCAACAACUGCUGGACCAACUACAUCAAAACCAACAACUCCUGGGCCAACAACGCCAACACCAAGAACUCCAGGACCAACUACACCAAAACCAACAACUGCUGGACCAACUACGCAAAAACCAACAACUCCUGGGCCAACAACGCCAACACCAAGAACACCAAAACCAACAAGUCCUGGACCAACAACAUCAAAACCAACAACUUCCCAACCGAUUACACCAAAACCAACAACUCCAGGGACAACUACACUUAAACCAACAACAGCUGGACCAACUACACCAAAACCAACAAGUCCUGGACCAACAACGCCAAAACCAACAACUCCUGGACCACCCACACCCAAACCAACAACUCCUGAUCCAUGCGCUCCUGAUGCAGAGUAUAUAGAUUGUGGUCCAGCUUGCAUUCCCACCUGUAUGGAACCCUCCGCCAACUGUUCUGGCCCCUGUAUCAGUGGCUGCUUCUGUAAACCAGGGUUUGUCUUCAAGGGACGGCACUGUGUGCCACUGGAGAAAUGUGGCUGUCUGGAUGACCAGAAUAACUAUUAUGAGCCUGGCGAGAUUGUAUUUGUAGAUGGCUGCUCAAAGCUGUGUCGCUGUGCAGGGAACUACACUUUGGAAUGUGUUGAUAACUCCUGUGACCCCACUGAAGAAUGUCGUGAAGUUAAUGGUAUUGCAGGCUGCUAUCCUAAAGGUACAUCGACAUGCAUAGCAUCUGGUGAUCCCCACUACACCACCUUUGAUAAACACAAGUACAACUUCAUGGGCAACUGCAGCUAUCUGAUGUCUGGACCCUGCAAUGAAACAGCUCUGCCAUACUUUGAGGUCCAUGCUGAAAAUGAAAAUCGCUAUAACAGGCCCACCAUCUCCUAUGUAAAGGCCGUACAUGUAUAUGUACACAUGGUGAAGAUCUCCCUUCUCAAGGGUGGCACUGUGCAGCUGAACGGGACCAAUGUAAACCUGCCAAUGACUCUGGUCCCUAGUGUUUCUGUGUUCAAGUCAGGAAAGCACUACACUGUGUCCAUGAACUUUGGUGUGACUGUUCGCUAUGAUGGAAACCACUUCAUGGACAUCAAAGUGAUCAAAGACUAUCAGAACAAGGUGUGUGGACUGUGUGGAAAUUAUGAUGGAGAUGCCAAAAAUGACUUCCGUAAGCCAGAUGGAUCAUUGACAAACAAUGUCAAUGACUUCGGACACAGCUGGAACAUUGAUCCAGGGUGUAAUAAGAAACCCAACACCACCAACCCUGGGUGUGAUGAAGAAGAGCAGGAACUGUAUGGGAGCUCUGGAUACUGUGGCAUCCUGCUAGACAAAAAUGGUCCUUUCGCUAUAUGCCACCCCAGAGUCAAUCCCAAUAAUUACUUCAAGGACUGUGUCUUUGAUCUGUGUGAGCUGCAUGGAGCACAGCCCAUUCUGUGUGAAGCCAUUGAAGCCUACGUCAAUGAAUGCCAGGACCGUGGGAUCAACAUUGGAACCUGGAGGAAUGAAACCUUCUGCCCCCUGAGCUGCCCCCCCAACAGCCACUAUGAGCCCUGUGCAGACCCCUGUCAGGAGACUUGUUCUAGAAUACCUCCCUCCUGUGGUGGGCCCUGCUCUGAAGCCUGUGUGUGUGAUCCUGGCUACGUCCUGAGUGCCAACAAGUGCGUCAAAAAGAGUUCAUGUGGCUGCAAACACACCAAUGGCCAGUAUUAUGAGCCUGGAGAGGAGUUUUAUGUGGAGGACUGUAAGCUGAAGUGUAGGUGUGAUGUUCCCUUCGUUACCUGUGUGGCUUCUGAAUGCCCCCCAAUGCAUGAGUGUAAACUCCAAGAUGGCGAGUUGGGCUGCUAUCCCACUGGCUCUCAGGAUUGUGUGGUCUCUGGAGAUCCUCAUUAUAACACGUUUGACAAGAAGUUCUACAGCUUCAUGGGAACGUGUACGUACACAUUGGCCAGAACCUGCAAGAACAACACAGGUCCUUGGUUCUCAGUGGAGGGGAAGAAUGAGGAGAGAGGAGUGUCAGGUGUGUCCUACCUGAGAAAACUCUAUGUCACUGUGAAUGGAAUCAGUGUGACCCUAAUGAAGACCAGGAAGACGUUGGUGAAUGGACUGCGGGUGGCCCUCCCUCACUCCCCCUCUCCUCUCAUAUCUCUCAGUCUUGCUGGUCAGUACAUCACCCUGCAGACACCCUUUGGCCUUCAGGUGCGUUGGGAUGGAAACCAUUACGUCCAGAUCUCAGUUCCCAGCUCCUACUAUGACCAGAUGUGUGGUCUCUGUGGUGACUAUGAUGGAAACCCACACAAUGACUUCACUAAAGCAGAUGGUACUCUGGUAGGAAAUGUCAACGACUUUGGGAACAGUUGGCAGACAGAAAAGGAUGAGGAUGAUUCGUGUACCCCAGGCACCAAGCCUGACCCAGACUGUGACCCCAUACUUGAGGCUGAGGUGGUGAAACCAGACAAAUGUGGCAAAAUUAAAGACUCUGCUGGUCCCUUCAGGGAGUGUAUCAGUGUGGUGAAUCCCAUUUCAUUCUUCCAGAGCUGUGUGUAUGACAUGUGUCAGUUCAAUAGCCAGCAGCAUGUACUGUGUGACCAGCUCCAGGCUUACACUGUUGCCUGCCAGAGCACCGGAGCCAAAGUCCACCAGUGGAGGACUCCAGACUUCUGCCCCCUGGCCUGUCCUCCCAACAGCUCCUACUCUCUGUGUGUGAGUUCGUGUCCAGAGACAUGUCUGGGUAUUGUUGGACCACCUGGCUGUGAGGAUGUGUGUGUGGAGGGUUGUGAGUGUAACCCAGGCUUCAUCCUCAGCAAUGACAAGUGUGUGGCACUGAAAGAUUGUGGCUGUGUGGACACCAGUGGAACCUAUCACCCUGUGGGUGAUGACUGGUACCUGGAGGGUUGUAAGCAGAAGUGUGUGUGUCACAGUGGGGGGUUCAUCCAGUGUCAAAAUAGCAGCUGUAAACCAACCACUGAGAGCUGUCAGCUACAAGAUGGAGGAUAUAAAUGCCACCCUCUGGGAAAUGGUAUCUGCUCAGUAUCUGGUGAUCCUCACUACACCACCUUUGACAAACACACCCACCAUUACAUGGGAGCCUGCUCCUACACGUUGACCAAAUCCUGCAACGUUUCCUCUGACUUGCCAUACUUCACUGUGGACACCCAGAAUGAACACAGAGGAAGUAAUAAGAAGGUUUCCUAUGUCAGGGCUGUGGUGAUCAAUGUGAACAGUGUGGCUGUCAUCCUCUCCAAGGGCCGUACAGUCCAGGUCAAUGGGAGAGUGGUUGUCCCACCUGUCACUUCUAUCAAUGGAGUUCAGAUGUACUUGAGUGGAAAGUUUGUUGUCCUGGAGACCUCCUUUGGCCUGAGGGUGCGUUUCGAUGGUAACCACCAUGCUGAUGUCACUGUACCAACCUCCUACAAUGGCCUUCUCUGUGGCAUGUGUGGAAAUUUCAAUGGAAACCCAAAAGAUGACAACUUGAAACCAGACAAUACACCAGCUACCAACGGCAAUGAAUUGGGAGACAGCUGGCACGUUCCUGACCCACGACCUGACUGCAACAAUGGUGGAGGACAGGAAGACUGUGAUAAGGAAGUGGAGGAGGAGGUCAAGAAGCCCACCAGCUGUGGCAUGAUCACUGAUCUCAACGGUAUCUUUAAGCCCUGCCACUCUGUUGUGCCCCCCAAGCCAUACUUUGGAAACUGUGCAUACGACAUGUGUUCCACUGGAGGUCAGACCGUGACUCUGUGCCAGGCCAUAGAGAGCUAUGCUGACAUGUGUGCUGCUGCAGGAGUCCCCAUCGCAUGGAGAAGCAAUACCUUCUGUCCUCUGAAGUGCCCCCCAGGUAGUCAGUACACCCCAUGUGGCCACGCUUGUCCACAGCCCAGCUGUCAGGACCCUGCGGGCCCUGGUGGCUCCUGCAACCAGCCCUGUGUUGAGGGAUGCAUCUGUAACCCCGGUCUUGUCCUCAGUGGAGACAAAUGUGUCCCUCUCAGUGAGUGUGGAUGUAUUGAUGGAAAUGGAGAGUACAGGCCGAUGGGAGACACUUGGUUCACAGAAAUCGACUGCUCAGAGUACUGUAAGUGUAAUGGCAACCACAACAUCACCUGUGAGCCCUGGCAGUGCAGCCCCGCACAGGAGUGUAAAGUGGUAGAAGGAGUACUGGACUGUCACUCUACAGGUAAAGGAGUGUGUCACGUGGCUGGAGAUCCUCAUUACUACACCUUUGACAGUGUGAUGCACACAUUCAUGGGCACCUGCACUUACACGCUAGUGGAGGUGUGUAACACCACUAAGGUAACUCCCUUUAAGAUAGUGGCUAAAAACGAGGAGCGAGGUCAGCCGGAGGCGUCCUAUGUUCGCUCUGUCAAAGUCUACCUGCCUCAUGAUACUGUGGUUGAACUGCAGAAGAGCCGCAGAAUUCUGCUGAAUGGACGACGGGUGCGAACCCCAGUUUCCACUAACUUGGCCAGAGCCAAGGUGAUAACCAGUGGAUCCUACAGUCUGCUGGACACAAACUUUGGUCUGCAGGUGAAGUUUGACGGAGUCCAUCACCUUGAGAUAACUGUUCCCGGAGAAUACUUCAAUAAGCUGUGUGGCAUGUGUGGGAAUUACAACCACAACUCCUCUGAUGACAACCUGAUGCCCAACAAGAAACCAGCCAAGGAUGUGAUUGAACUGGGCAACAGCUGGAAAUCAGAUGGCGACAGUGAUCUUGGCUGUCAGCCAGAUACUCGUCCAGACAUCCACCCCAACUGCACUGCAGAAGAAGAGAAGCUAUUCGAGGCUCAGUGUAACGAGGUCAUCCUCUCCAACCGCUUCAAGCCCUGCCACUCUCUGGUGCUCCCCGAAGCUUUUCUGGGUAAUUGCAUCUACGACAUGUGUGAGUAUGACGGCAUGCAGGUGACGCUCUGUGACAACAUGGAGGCAUACGCUCAGGCCUGUCAGAGCGCCGGGGUCACCAUCAGCUGGAGGAAUAAUACCUUCUGUCCCUUGCCCUGCCCUCCUAACAGCCACUACUCAGACUGUACCGCCCCCUGCCCCCCAACCUGCUCUGACCUCUUCCCCAUCUUCUGCCACCUCCCUCCUACCACCUGUGUGGAGGGCUGCCAAUGUGACGCCAGAUAUGUGCUCAGUGACAACAAGUGUGUUCCCCUGGACAAAUGUGGCUGUCUGGACUCAGACGGAGAGUACCAUGAUGUGGGAGACUCAUGGCUGACAGAUAAAUGUGCUGGCUCAUGUAUCUGUAACCUUGGUGGAAAAAUCACAUGUAAGGACCACAGCUGUAAUAACUCAGUGUGUGCACUGGACAAAUAUGGAGACCUCUACUGCAAACCCACCAAGUUUGACAAGUGCAGCAUUUCUGGGGAUCCUCAUUACCGAACAUUUGAUGGUUUUACCCAUCACUUCCAGGGUCCCUACACCUACGUCCUGACUCAGGGCCACAACCUGCUGACCUCCCUAUCCCCCUUGGUGGUUAGGGGAAGGAACAUCAGACGUGGGGGGAAUAAGAGGGUGUCAUUCUUGGAUCAGAUAUACAUUGAUGUUUACAGUGUCAAUGUUCGCUUCCUGCAGAAGAAGACGGUCCUGGUGAAUGGGGAGCGUGUUGCACCUCCUCUCAGUCCAGUUGAUGGUUUGACCAUCACGAUGAACUCCAGGCAGGUCCAGCUCACCACUGACUUUGGACUCACUGUGCGCUUUGAUGGAAACAGUCGUGGAGAGAUCAUAUUGCCCAGCACCUAUAAGAACUCUGUCAGAGGGUUAUGUGGAAACUACGAUGGCAUUGUCAGAAAUGAGUACAUGAAGCCAGAUGGGCUGGUGGUCAGGGACCUCAACACGUUUGGAGAAAGUUGGAGGGUCAGUGACCGACAGGCUGAUGGACUGAAGAUCUACGACCUUCUUCACGUAAUCCAUGCCCAUAGGCAAGUGGUGGAGACUGAUCCAGACUCAGGAUUUGAGACAUCAGACUGCUCUCAGUCUCAGCUCAAUGAUUAUAACAGCGUGACUCAGUGUGGAGCACUGUCUGAUUCCAAGGGACCGUUUGCCGCCUGCCAUGCCACCCUACCAGCCAAAAUCUACCAGGAUGACUGUUUGUUUGACCUGUGUGCUGAGCGUGGCAGUGCAAUGCUGCGUUGUGCCAGUUAUGAAGCGUAUGCUGCAGCCUGUCAAGAGGCUGGAGUCAAACUGGUAUCCUGGAGACAGCAGCUGGACUGUGUCCUUUCCUGUGAUGCCAACAGCACCUACUCCUCCUGUAUGUCACCUUGCCCAGCCUCCUGCGCCAACCUGGCAGCACCCUCUGAAUGUGACACUGCUACUUGUGUGGAGGGGUGCCAGUGUGCCGGAGGCUUUGUCAUGAGUGAGGGAAUGUGUGUGCCGUACACACAGUGUGGCUGCACCUUCCUCAACAGAUACUACCCUCUGAAGGAGAUGUUUGUGACUGAGGACUGUUCUCAGUCCUGUGAAUGCACCAGCACCGGCGCCGUGUGCCAACCAAAGACCUGCCAGGAUGGUUACAUGUGCACCAUCUAUGACUUCAAACGUGACUGCUACAGAGCAAGUCCCUGCCUCAGUUACCCCUGUCUGAAUGGAGGAACAUGUAAGGAAGCCAGCAACAACACAUACACCUGUCAGUGUGCAGAGGGCUUCAAGGGCAGAAACUGUGAGGUGGAGAUGACACAGAGUGGAGGACUAGAAACGAAGUGGAUUAUCAUGAUUGUGGUUCUAGUCUCAGUCACUGUCAUCAUCAUUGUGACCACCAUUGUGUGUGUUUGCAGACACAAAGCCAAGUGA